Lactuca saligna is the source of this 1734-nucleotide messenger RNA. Lineage: Eukaryota; Viridiplantae; Streptophyta; Magnoliopsida; Asterales; Asteraceae. The record is from the annotation of a GenBank genome assembly.
AUGAUUGCUCUUCGUCGUUUUCGUUUUACCACCCGAGUUCCCUGCAUUAGGGCUUCGCCGCUCGGUUCUUCUUCUUAUUCAUCAGAUUCCGUUCCUGAACCUCUUCCUUCUCACCCAUUAGACUUACAUUCGUCCUCUGAUCUCAUAAGAAAACAACAUUGGAGUGCUCUCAAAAUCCUAACCAAAUCCACAAACCCCGACAGUUUUCUUCAACAACUUUAUGAUUGGGGCGCACCUUACGACGUCGUUCUAGGAUACUUCAAGUGGUCACACCAAGAGUUCCAGGUAUCCCACUCACUUGAACAUUACUGCAGAUUGUUUUACCUGCUAGCAAAUGGUAAACAGUUCGGAAGAAUUAGGGCUUUGUUGGAUAAUCAUUAUGUUAAGAUUGCGAUUAGUUAUGCGAAGAACUCAAAGACAGAUUUAUGUUUCGAGGCUUUUGAUAGAGCUGGUGAUUACGGGCUGAAGUUAUCAGUAUGGUCAUGUAAUCGAUUGAUAAAGUUAUUGAUAAAUCAAGAGAAAUUUGGACGUGUUGAGUUUGUUUACAGAGAGAUGAUUAAGAGAAGAAUUGAGCUUAAUUUAUCUACAUUUAACAUGGUAAUCAAUGGGUUAUGCAAAGUUGGGAGGCUUCACAAGGCAGGAGAUGUUCUUGAAGAUAUGCAAAGUAGAGGGAUUUUGCCUUCAGUAGUGACCUACAACACACUCAUUGAUGGCUACUGUAAAAAAGGUGGAUCUGGUAAAAUGUAUAAAGCUGAAGCCCUAAUGAAAGAAAUGAUCAAAAAGAAAAUCUCCCCUAAUGAAAUUACAUACAAUGCCCUCAUUGAUGGGUUUUGUAAAGAUGAAAAUCUCUCUACUGCAAUGAACUUUUUCAAGAAAAUGGAAGUCAGUGGAUUAAAACCCGAUGUGGCUACUUAUAAUUCUUUAAUCAAUGGGCUAUGUAAUUUGGGGAAGCUUGAUGAAGCUCUUGUGUUACAUGACAAAAUGGUGGAAUCGAACGUGAAGCCGAGUAUUAUCACAUAUAAUUCCUUAAUGAAUGGGUUUUCCAAGAAGAAAAUGGUAAACAAAUGUAAAGAGUUAUUCAAUGAUAUUCAUAACCAAGGUUUGAUUCCCAAUGUAUAUACUUAUAAUACUCUAAUCAAUGCUUAUUUCCGAAGUGGGAAUUUUGAAGAAGCAGUUAAAGUAUACAAAUCAAUGGUAGAAGGCAGUGUUACUCCCAAUGUUUCAACAUAUAAUUCUUUAAUAACUGGAUAUUGUAAAGAAGGAAACAUGAAGGAAGCUAACAAGGUUUUAGAUAACAUGAAGGAAAAAGAUUUGAAAGCUGAUAUUGUAACAUAUAAUAUAAGAAUUGGUGCACUUUGUAAACAGGGGAAAACAGGGGAGGCAGUUAAGCUACUUAAUGAGAUGUCUGUAGUGGGUUUGAUUCCUAUUCAGCUGACUUAUAAUAUCUUGAUUGCUGGUUAUUGUGGGGAGGGUAAUCUCAAGGGUGCUUUAAAUAUAAUGACAAGAAUGGAGAAAGAAGGGAGGCGUUGUAAUGUUGUUACAUAUAAUGUGUUGAUUAAGGCUUUUUGUGAAAAAGGUAAAUUGGAAGAAGCUAAUGUGUUUCUUAACAAGAUGCUUGAGAAAGGUUUGGUGCCUAAUCAAAGAACUUAUGAUAUUGUUAAAGAGGAAAUGAUGGAGAGAGGAUUUGUUCCUGAUAUUGAUGGACAUCUUUAUAACAAUCUUGUUACUUCUUGA